ACUUGUCUCUGAUACAAAUAACACCCGGUUCAGUCGCAAAUUACAUCAAAACUAAUCGUUUGUUGCAGAAAAAUAGUUUACAUGCUGUGCCAGUUUUUAAAUUAUUUAAAAAUCUAAUUAAUUAUGAUUAUUUAUUUUAAAUUAUAAUAAAUUUAAGUCUUUUAAUCAGAAAUGGCAUUCAGAACGCUGCUGUAUUUAAAUGACGCAUCUGCUAGAUGCUUAUUAAAAAAUGUUUCGUGCAAGAAAAUUAUUGUGCAAGCUCCUAAUUCAUUCAAAUGUCAUCGCGGUUUUAAAAGAUUAAGAGAGAUAGCAAAUAAUGACGCGUUUGUAAAUACGUCUACGUUGUCACUGAAAAAUAUAUGGAAACCUUUGGGUUUCACGAUACUGUUUGGCAGCGCGACACAUCUUGGAGCCGCUGUGUGGGAGUAUGAGAAAAUUCGGAGUCAUACUUAUAAAAUGAUGAAUCGUUAUCACCAAUGGCGUGCUACGCGAACAGGAUGGAGAGGAGAAUUAGAAUCGUGGUGGCGAAGUUUGUCCGAUGGUCAGCGUAUAUUUAUUCCAAUUUGCUACCUUAAUAUAAUGGUAUUCGUCUGCUGGAGGAUACCUGCACUUAGUGGGACGAUGAUGAAAUAUUUUUGCGCAAAUCCAGCUUCUCGUGCAAUCUGUUGGCCGAUGGUUUUGUCAACCUUCUCACACCAUUCGUUAGUUCACUUAGCUGUCAAUAUGUAUGUACUACACAGCUUCAGUACAGCCGCUGUUGCAACACUUGGACGUGAACAAUUUGUUGCUCUUUAUUUAACCAGUGGGGUAUUGUCCAGCUUUGCAAGUCAUCUUUAUAAAAUUGCAUUUCAACGACCGGGAUUGUCCCUCGGUGCAUCUGGAGCUAUUAUGGGAAUCGUUAGUUUUAUAUGUGCACAGUAUCCUGAGACACGUUUGAGUAUAGCAUUUCUUCCAAUGAUCACAUUUACUGCAGGAAAUGCAAUUAAAGGAUUACUGGCGAUGGAUUCCAUCGGUUGUAUAAUGGGCUGGCGUUUCUUCGAUCAUGCUGCUCAUUUAGGCGGAGCUUUAUGGGGAAUAUACUGGCAGAUGUGGGGAAACUCACAUAUUUGGCAAAAACGUGAACCUGUUUUAAGUCUAUGGCAUAAUUUCCGUGACCCUCCAAAAUCACAUUAAUUAAACUAUAUAUUUUUAAUGCCUCAUCACACGGUAAAUAAACUGCAUUAAAUUUAAAAAGUGAUUAAUAAAAUUAUUAUAUUAAAUAUAAAGA
Microplitis mediator is the source of this 1267-nucleotide messenger RNA. It is a transcript of the gene rho-7, whose product is annotated as presenilins-associated rhomboid-like protein, mitochondrial. Gene Ontology annotation, cellular component: membrane. The transcript is spliced from 8 exons. The coding region runs from base 172 to 1173 and encodes 333 amino acids. Gene Ontology annotation, molecular function: serine-type endopeptidase activity. NCBI's taxonomy places the organism in Eukaryota, Metazoa, Arthropoda, Insecta, Hymenoptera, Braconidae. The record is from RefSeq and is a predicted model, not a curated record.